ACGCGCUCCCGAGGACAAUCAUCUCACUUUACCUUUUUCAUUUGACAACCAAGAUGGCCAGCAACAACGUCUACCACGGCCAAGCCGCCUUUGAACCGACGCUCGACGUCAAGCCGCACACGUACGACGCCAAGCCGUUCGACGAAGAGUACGACGUCGAGAUCCAGGUGACGCACUGCGGCGUCUGCGGCUCGGACCUCCACACUCUCACGGGCGGGUGGGGUGAAAUCACCUACCCGAUGGUCGUCGGGCACGAGAUCAUCGGGCACGUCGUUCGCACGGGGUCCAAGGUCGACGCCAACAAGUACGCGAUCGGGACGCGCGUCGGUGUCGGCGCGCAGUGCGGCAGCUGCCUCGACUGCCAGCAGUGCGACCGCCAGCGCGAGCAGCUCUGCGCCAACGUCAUUGGCACCUACAACGGCAAGACCGCGGACGGCUACACGACGCAGGGCGGGUACGCCGACUACUACCGGUGCCACUUCAACUUUGUCGUGCCGAUCCCCGACGCGCUGCCGUCCGAAAUCGCGGCGCCCAUGAUGUGCGCGGGUGUCACCACCUACUCGCCGCUCAAGACGCACGGCGCAGGUCCGGGCAAGAAGGUCGGUGUCCUCGGCAUCGGCGGCCUCGGCCACCUUGGGAUCCAGUGGGCGGUGGCCCUCGGCGCGGAGGUCACGGCCGUCUCCUCCUCGAACCGCAAGGAGCAGGAAUGCAAAGACGUGCUUGGUGCGCACCAUUUCCUCAACUACAACGACGCGGCGGCCGCGAGCGCUGCCAAGCACCAGUUUGACAUCCUCCUCUGCACCUCGUACGGCGACGACACCAACUGGGGCGCGCUCUUCGACCUCGUCGCGACCGAAGGCAAGUUCAUCCUCGUCGGUCUCCCCGAGAAGCCGAUUGCGUUCCAUGCGUUCUCGGUCGUGCCGCGACAGAUCACGUUUGUCGGAUCCCUCAUCGGGUCGCCGGCGCAGAUUGAAGAGAUGCUGGCGUUCGCCGUCGAGAAGAACGUGCGCUCGAUCGUGCAGGUGAUGCCGAUGGCCGAGGCCGCGACCGCCCUCCACAAGGUCCACAACGGCCAGGCGCGCUUCCGCAUCGUGCUUGAAAACUAA
Messenger RNA from Saprolegnia parasitica CBS 223.65, 1106 nucleotides. RefSeq lists its product as hypothetical. Gene Ontology annotation, molecular function: alcohol dehydrogenase (NADP+) activity; zinc ion binding. The transcript has a single exon. NCBI's taxonomy places the organism in Eukaryota, Oomycota, Saprolegniomycetes, Saprolegniales, Saprolegniaceae. The record is from RefSeq and is a predicted model, not a curated record. Gene Ontology annotation, biological process: alcohol metabolic process. The coding region runs from base 54 to 1106 and encodes 350 amino acids.